AUGGCUCAACUACUUCCUGAUGAUUUUGCCAUUCCCAAAGGUUCUUGGAUUGUUGUCACCGGAGUGAAUGGCUACAUCGCCUCUAAUAUUGCCGAUCAGCUUCUUCAUCACGGAUACAAUGUCCGCGGAACCGUUCGCGCUCUAUCGAAAGGCGAAUGGAUGAAAGCAUUGUUCGAAACGAAGUAUAAGGACUGCGUAUUCGAAUUAGCUCAAGUUGAGGACGUGACUCGUCCUGGGGCAUUUGAGCAGGCCCUCCAAGGUGCUUCAGGUGUAGUCCACGUGGCGACUGUUUUCGGUGGUGAAGCAGAUGUGAUUCAGCGCGUCAUUGACAUGAACACAAACCUCCUUGCCACUGCAUCCCAGGAACCGAACAUGAAGCGAUUUGUAUACACUUCCUCUUCCGAGGCUGCCAUUUAUUCAUCCUUUCUCGAACAAGACGCGAGCCAGCCCAUACGAGUCACUGCAAACACCUGGAAUGAGAAGGGGGUAGAGCGAGUCAGCGGGGAAACGUCCUUUAAAUCACCCAAGGCAGGGUUUGACCUCUACGCCGCGAGCAAGACGCUAGGGGAGCAAGCAAUCUGGCAGUGGGUGAAAGAGCACGAGCCGGGGUUUGUGGUUAACACAGUUCUACCGUCAGUAUGCUUCGGGCGCUCGAUAGAUCCUAAAAACCAAGGCCAUGCAUCUUCAUCCGCUUGGCCUGCGGCGAUCUUUCAGAAUAAGUUCGAUACUGUCUGGCCUUUCCUGAAACAUGUUAUACCUGCAGGGGCCUACUGCGUUGACGUGGAUGAUCUUUCUCUACUUCAUAUGGCGGGUCUUCUACAUCCGGGCGUUCAGAACGAGCGUCUCUUUGCAUUUGGAAAUCGUUUUACAUGGUCUCAGAUUAUAUCGAUAUUCCAAAAGCUGUUCCCGGAUCGAGAGUUUCCGGAUGAGCCAUCGACGCAGACAAAUAAGACGGGGAACUUAGAUGUUGAGCCGGCCGCUCGAGCAGAGGAGUUGCUACGAUUAUUUGGGAAGCCAGGUUGGUCGAGUCUGGGGGCGACUUUGAGGGCAAAUAUAGAGGAUUUGAUCUAG
Messenger RNA from Aspergillus melleus, 1071 nucleotides. RefSeq lists its product as uncharacterized. Bases 1 to 1071 code for a protein of 356 amino acids. Gene Ontology annotation, molecular function: oxidoreductase activity, acting on the CH-OH group of donors, NAD or NADP as acceptor. The record is from RefSeq and is a predicted model, not a curated record. Lineage: Eukaryota; Fungi; Ascomycota; Eurotiomycetes; Eurotiales; Aspergillaceae. The transcript is spliced from 4 exons.